AUGGAUGCAAGUAGUCCAAAAUACUUUAUCACCUUUAUAGAUGAUUACUCACGAUACAUGUAUCUGUAUUUACUUUGUUUGAAGGAUGAAGCCUUAGAUGCCUUUAAACUUUUUAAGGCUGAAGUAGAGUUACAAUGUGGAAAGAAAAUUAAGAUUGUCAGAUCAGAUAAAGGUGGAGAGUACUACGGUAGAUACACGAAGAAUGGACAAGCACGCGGUCCGUUUACUAGAUUUCUUCAAGAACAUGGGAUUGUUGCCCAAUAUACCAUGCUUGGCUCUCCAGAUCAAAAUGGUGUGGCAAAAAGAAGAAAUCAAACCUUGAUGGAUAUGCGUAUUAGACAUCCAAUAAUUGAAGUUCCAAAAAUUUUUGAGAAUGGUAAUAUAGAUCAAGUUGUUGACGAGGAGCAACAAGUAAAUGUUGACCAACCAAUUGAACAACAAGCUUCUCAUCAAGAUGUUGAGACAUCAUUAAGAAGAUCUACUAGAAUCAAAAGACCAACAGUUUCUAGUGAGUAUGAAGUGUAUUUGCAAGAAUCAGAUUAUAACAUUGGAGCCGAAAAUGAUCCUGAAACAUUUUCACAAGCCAUGAGUUCUAAGGAAUCAAAUUUAUGGCAUAAUGCUAUGAAAGAUGAGAUGGAUUCUAUGACAUUUAAUCAAGUCUAG
This is a messenger RNA of Vigna angularis (adzuki bean), 663 nucleotides long. RefSeq lists its product as uncharacterized. NCBI's taxonomy places the organism in Eukaryota, Viridiplantae, Streptophyta, Magnoliopsida, Fabales, Fabaceae. The transcript has 2 exons. The record is from RefSeq and is a predicted model, not a curated record. The coding region runs from base 1 to 663 and encodes 220 amino acids. Gene Ontology annotation, molecular function: nucleic acid binding. Gene Ontology annotation, biological process: DNA integration.